Messenger RNA from Motacilla alba alba, 1482 nucleotides. It is a transcript of the gene PRPF31, whose product is annotated as pre-mRNA processing factor 31. Gene Ontology annotation, biological process: spliceosomal tri-snRNP complex assembly; mRNA splicing, via spliceosome. Lineage: Eukaryota; Metazoa; Chordata; Aves; Passeriformes; Motacillidae. The record is from RefSeq and is a predicted model, not a curated record. Gene Ontology annotation, cellular component: precatalytic spliceosome; U4 snRNP; U4/U6 x U5 tri-snRNP complex.
AUGGAUAACGUGCGGUGUGCUGUGUGCGCCGGCCGAGGGGCCGGGGCGGCCCCGCAGGGCCAGCCCCCGCGUUUCGGGUUUCACGGGCAGCUGGCAGCCCCGGGGCGCGCCGCCGGCUGCGCUGCUGGAGGAACGCGCCUGACUUCCCAGACGCUCUGGGAAUGCCAGCGCCGGGACACCCGCCGGGAGCCGUCCGGGCUCCCUGCUGUCCCCCUAACCCUGCCACGCUCCAAGGGGACACACGGACAGCCCUGCACAGAGUUUUGCCGCCCCCUCUCCUUUCUCCUUUGCGCCUGUGAAUGUGCAACAGAAAUCAUUUCAUCCGCACACGGCCCAGACAAAUAUUCCAAAUGGUCCCCGGAGCUGGAGCUGCUGGUGCCCAACGCCCUGGAUUAUAUCCAAACUGUCAAGGAAUUGGAGAAUUCCAUGGAUAAAUACAAGAAUGAGAAUGUGCAACAGAUCUUCCCCAACAGAUCUUCACCAUCAACACCACCAUCAUGGUGGUCAGCGUGGCAGCAAGGGGGGCAGCAGGUGGCGGAGGAGGAGCUGGGCAGGAUUGAGGGCACAUGUGACACGGCACUGGAACUGAGCAGGGCCAGGCUGUGCCUCUCUGAGUCCCACGUGUCCUUCAUCACCCCCAACCUCUCCCUCAUCCUCGAGACCUCCAUGGCUGCCAAGAUCAUGGGGGUGGCAGGGGGCCUGACCCCACUGUCCAAGCUGCCGGCCUGCAACACCCUCCCUGGGGCCCAGCACCCAGCACUGUCUGGCUUCUCCUCCACCUCCAUCCUGCCCCACACCGGCUUCAUCCACCACAGCGACAUUGUCCAGGCCCUGCUGCGGGAUUUGAGGAGGAAAGCGGUGCCGCUCGUGGUGGCCAAGUGCGUGCUGGCAGCCAGGGGAGGCAGCUUCCAUGAGAAGGAUGGGAAGGCGGGCUACGAGCUGAAGGGGAUCGAGCACAAGGUUGACAAGUGGCAGGAGCUCACCAUGGUGAAGCUGCUGCCAGCACCGCUGGACAGGCUGAGGGAGGAGAGGAAGGAGCAGCGGUAGCAGAAGGUGAAGGAACGCUUGGGGCCAAUGGAGAUCCGUGAACAGGCCAACAGGAGGAGCUCUGGGGAGAUGGAGGAGGGCUACCAGGAGGACCUCGGGUUCAGCCUGGGCCACCUGGGCAAGGCCAGCGGUGGCCAAGUGCACCUGACCCAGGUCAAGGAGGCCACCAAGGCCCAGAUCAGGAAAGCCCGGCAGAAGCAGAGUGUCAUCCACAGGGGAAAAGCCACAAUCUGGAACCACAGCUCAGGCAUGGCCUUGAGCAUGGCGGGCCUGCAGGCAUUGGAGAUCAUUAAUCUGCAGGCAGCCAGGAAGAAAGUGGCUGAGGCCAACCAGAAAUAUUCCUCCUGCAUGGCCAAGUUAUUCAAGGUCAAGGGGAACAAAAAUGGGAUCCUCCUUCCCCCAACCCCACUGGGAUACCCAAAUCCCACCCUGUGA